Molecule: messenger RNA, 1235 nt
Organism: Tachysurus fulvidraco (yellow catfish)
Lineage: Eukaryota; Metazoa; Chordata; Actinopteri; Siluriformes; Bagridae
Gene: cd9b
Product: CD9 molecule b
Exons: 8
Coding region: 203-886 (227 amino acids)
Cellular component (GO): membrane
Source: RefSeq, a predicted model, not a curated record
CCUAGUUCCUCCCACUUUGCUUUCAGCCAUUCAAAGGAGGCACAGGACAGUUAUAUAAAGCAAGCUGGCUUUUUCCUCUUUUCUGUCCUAGUUCAGUCUCUCUUAAAAGGAGAUACACGUUCACUGAACUGCUUUGCACCUUGUUAAUAAAAGUUUUAAAGUUUGGUUGAUUCUCUUUUCUUGGAACACCUGAAGUUUAACUAUGGGAACAAGUGGUGGUAUCAGUUGCAUCAAGUACUUGAUGUUUGGCUUCAACUUCCUGUUUUGGCUUGCAGGUACAGGAGUCCUGGCUGUUGGACUCUGGCUGCGUUUUGACAAGACGACAUCGAGCCUGUUUCAAGUGGAAAACUCCCCUUCCACAUUCCUCAUUGGUGUUUACAUCCUCCUUGCGGCUGGAGCCCUCAUGAUGGUGGUUGGGUUCCUUGGGUGCUGUGGAGCCCUGAAAGAAUCACAGUGCAUGCUGGGAUUGUUCUUUAUUUUCCUGCUCAUCAUCUUUGCAGCAGAAGUGGCUGCAGGCAUUUGGGGGCUGUCCAACAAAGCCAAGAUUGUAGAAGAGAUGAAGCAAUUCUACAAUCAGACCUUUAAUAACUACAAAACAACAAAGCAGACAGCACUGAAAGAAACUUUGACAGCCAUUCAGUAUGCUCUUCAAUGCUGUGGUCCAACUGGAACGGCUUUGGAUGGUGUUUCAGACACCUGUCCCCAGCAGCAGGGUUUGUCUGCCAUAAUCACGACGAGCUGCCCAGCUGCAAUAGAUGACCUGUUUAAUUCCAAGAUGCACAUUAUUGGAGGUGUGGGCAUUGGUAUUGGUGUGAUCAUGAUCUUUGGCAUGAUCUUCAGCAUGUUGCUGUGCUGUGGUAUCAGAAGAACACGAGAUGUUGUGUAGAGAAGCUUGCAUGCUACCGGUGUGGCCUUUAACUGUAGGUGAUGUGUUCAAUGCCACUGCACAGUGAUUAAACAUUUUGCUUAAUAUAUUAAAUAGUUUCUAAUGCAAUUGCAUAUCCAGGUGAAACUCACCAGAGACAGCUCUUCAUACCCCUGAGUUUUAUCAUAACCAAAUUAUCUGGUUUGCUUGUAAUAUAUAUUUUAAAAUGUUCUUUUUUUUGUGCUGUGUACAUGGUCAUUUUAUUUUCAAUGUGGAAACACUUAUUUAGCAGGAUUUUUUUUUUUUAAAAACAUAUUUUCUCCAUGUAUCUACUGGAGUGAGGAAAAACUAAAUAAAAUCGUCUAAUACA